AUGAUGUUCGAAUCUCAUUCACAAUUGUCAAAUAGCGAUGAUAUGGAACCAAUGAUAGUACGUAUGGGUUCAUCAAGUAAACAAUUACCUAAACAUCCUGUACAAUUUACACCUGAAGAUUUACGUACAUAUCUCGAACCAAUUAUUCACAAAAUGAUCGCUUCGGAAGAUUCGUAUUCAUUUCAACAACCAGUUGAUCCCAUUUCACUUAAAAUACUUGAUUAUCCAAUAAUAAUUAAACAUUCAAUCGAUAUAUCAACCAUACAUAAUAAAGUAUUACGUGGAGAAUAUAAAAAUCCAUUAGAAUUCUGUGAUGAUGCAUGGCUUACAUUUAAUAAUGUAUGGCUUUCUAAUGAAAAAACAACACCUAUCUAUGGAAUAUGUUCAAAACUUGCAGAAUUAUUUGUUGAAUCUAUUGAUCCUGUUCUAGAGGCAUUAGGUUAUUGUUGUGGUCGUCAAUAUGUAUAUUUACCACAAGCUUUGUUAUGUUAUGGCAAGAAACAAUGUUGUCAAAUCUCAGUUAAUGAUAAUUAUUAUUAUUAUAACAAUCUCGAAUCAUCACGAUUUAAUUUGUCCAAUGAUCAAUAUACAUUUUGUGUACAAUGUUUUAAUUCAAUUGAAAAUGAUUCGAUAUUUAUCGGUGAUGAUCCAACUCAAACAUUAGUUCAAAUACCGAAAUCAUUAUUUUUAUCAGCUAAAAAUGAUAUAGAACAACCUGAAACAAUAAUUGAUUGUAUUGUGUGUACACGUCGUUUGCAUCAAGUAUGUACAUUACAUUUAGAUCAAAUAUGGCCUGAAGGUUUUAUAUGCAAUACAUGUAUACAACAAUACAAUAUAACACGUAAAGAAAAUCCUUAUACAGCAGCAAAAUUACCAAUCAAUGAUUUAUCAUUACAAUUAGAAAAACGUGUUAAUGAUUUUUUACUUCAUGAGCAUUGUCAUACAGGUCGUGUUACAAUUCGAAUAUUAUCUGUAAGUGAUAAAAUAUGUCAAGUAAAACCACAAUUAAAAAAAUAUUAUCCAAACCAAGCGGCAGAUGGUUAUCCAUAUCACACUAAAGCUAUAUAUGCUUUUCAAGAAAUCGACGGUGUUGAUGUUGUUUUCUUUGGUAUGUAUGUACAAGAAUAUGAUGAACAUUGUCCUGUACCAAAUACACGUCGUGUUUAUAUAUCAUAUUUUGAUACAGUACAGUUUUUUCAACCAAAAAUUUAUCGUACAACUGUUUAUCAUGAAAUUUUAAUUGGUUAUUUGGAUUAUGUUAAACAAAAUGGAUAUAUGUAUGCUCAUAUGUGGGUUUGUCCAGCAAGUGAAAAUAUUGCUUACAUAUUUCAUCGUCAUCCAUUCGAACAGCAUAUGUUGAAACUAAAGCACAUGCAAGACUGGUGUAAAAAUAUGCUGGAUAAAGCAAUUGUAGAACAUAUUGUUAUUGAUUAUAAGGAUAUUAUGCAAGAUUGUUUGGAUAAUCAAGUACAAACAGUCGUUGACAUCCCAUAUUUCGAUGGUGAUUUUUGGCCAAUUAUUAUUGAAGACAAUAUAGAAAAACUUGAUCAAAAAGAAGAAGAUCGAAAGAAACAAGAAUUUAAAGUAGUACGAUCUAUGGAAGAUGAACACUUCGGUGAUUCUAUUAUAUCAGAAGAUGCAACACAAAUUUCUGGUAAACGUAAAUCUUCAAAUAUGUAUGAAAAGAAAAAUUUUAAAAUAACAGCAAAUCAAAUGUCGAAUUGUACUGAUUUAUUAUCUAUAAUAUUUUCAAUGAUGAAAGAAUAUAAAGAGGCAUUCUUUGUUAUUCGUCUUCAUAAUCAAAUAAUAUCCUAUCCAACAGUUAAUGACACUAAUGAUCUCGUUCAAUGUGAUCUAAUGAAUUCGGGAAACACAUUUUUAAAUUUUGCUCGUAAUGAAAAUUAUGAAUUUUCUUCAUUACGUCGUGCUAAAUUUUCAACCAUGGCAUUAUUAUAUGAAUUACAUACAUCAGCAACAAAUAAAUUUACAUAUUAUUGUAAUACAUGUCAACAAGAAUGUGAUAUACAUUUUCAUUGUGCAUUAUGUGAAGAUUUUGACUUAUGCGAAAAAUGUUAUAAUAUUGAACCAAAACAUGAGCAUAAAAUGUUUAAACAUAAUUCAUUAAAUAUCAAUGAUAAACCUAUAGGAAGUAUAUAA
Rotaria sp. Silwood2 is the source of this 2157-nucleotide messenger RNA. Lineage: Eukaryota; Metazoa; Rotifera; Eurotatoria; Philodinida; Philodinidae. The record is from the annotation of a GenBank genome assembly.